Archocentrus centrarchus (flier cichlid) is the source of this 3796-nucleotide messenger RNA. Its product is annotated as zinc finger protein 14-like. The record is from RefSeq and is a predicted model, not a curated record. The transcript is spliced from 7 exons. Lineage: Eukaryota; Metazoa; Chordata; Actinopteri; Cichliformes; Cichlidae. Gene Ontology annotation, molecular function: RNA polymerase II cis-regulatory region sequence-specific DNA binding; DNA-binding transcription activator activity, RNA polymerase II-specific. Gene Ontology annotation, cellular component: nucleus. Gene Ontology annotation, biological process: regulation of transcription by RNA polymerase II. Bases 307 to 3591 code for a protein of 1094 amino acids.
CAGGCGAAGAAGAAGGGCAUGUUUCUUUGUGGGAAAUCGCAAAGUUUAGUGGAUUUGUCACACUGCGUGUUUUCUUCACCGAAUUUAUUGGAAGAUGCGUCCUAGCAGGUCGUAUGAGGAAACGUGAACCUGCAAUAGACUGACACUACUGAAUAAACCCAGCGAAACUAGUACGCCUGCGCAUUCUUAGCAGAACAUCGAGCCGCCCUUCCUCCCCGGCAACUUGCACCGCAGGGUCGGGCGGACUGCAACUCACAACGACCCCGAGUUGAUUUGCUUUCCCAGUCGGGCACUUUCUGGGACAACAUGGAGAGCCCACAACGUGUCAACAACGAUCCACCACUCCUGUUGCCAUCUCUUCGCCUCUUCAUACCCCCUCUUCGCCUGGUGUCCGCGGCCAUGUGGCAUGUCGUGCAGAGGGGAAGCGUGCAGGAUUACGGGAUGGUGGAAGAGUUCAUCAGCAUGGUUACAGAAAUUGUUCCCGACCUCUUGAACGCAGAUCAGAAAGCUCAGCUCCUCCUGGGACUCAGAGCACGGGUGGUCCUUGAAUUGUGUCAGACUGAGCAGAUAACAGACAGAGAAACUGUUCAGAUGCACCUGAACAGGAUCAAGGCCCUCGUGUCCACUUGGGCAGCACAGCCGUGUUUUGCAGACGUAGAGUUUCCAGAGUCAAAUUUUGUGGAUCAAGUUGAAUUGUUGUUGAAGGACCCUGAAGAGAAGGAGAAGUUCUUCCAGGAUGUUUUCCCUACUGACUUUGGGCCUGAAUAUGACAGUGCUAUACAGGUUUUAAUGCUGGAUUUCCUGUCCAGACUGGAGAAGCUUCUUCCCGUUCCAGAUGUUCAACAGACUGCGUCCAUGCUCAGCGCUGUCCCUUCAGCACUGGAGGAGUGUGCACACUCAGUUCCUGACCUGCAGCACCUAAAAACCGUUCUCCAGUACCACACAACACUGGGCCAUUUCGACUUGAAUGAUGAAACUCAGGCCAUUCCAUCUUCCUUUGGGAAUUGCAUCCUCUCCUCACUGUCCCUUCCUCAGCUGGAGAAGGUUGUGAUCGAUCCAGAACAAAUACAGUUACAGCCCACAUCGGAGCAGCUGGAAGGCUGCAUGACCGUCCAGGUAGAGGGUGAAACUGUGACACUGCUGGACUAUAUCCAGAUUGAACAGCCACCCAGCCUGGUUGAUGAUCAAGAAGACAAUGUAAUAAAUGAGGAGGAAAUGGCAGAAGAUGCAACACAAGAGGAAGCAGGUGAUGCCUUAAAGCCAGCCUCUUUUCAACCACUUAAACAAAGCAAAAGACUAGAGCUGAAGAGAAGAGCCUUAAAAGAAGAUAAAGACUCAGCGACGGCUAAGAGGCAAAGGAAAAAAUAUCCCAACAAUAAAACAUGCCCUGUGUGCAAUAAGACUUUCCUGCGAGCUGCUGCGAUGAGACGGCACCAAGAAAUUCAUGAUGCAAACCGGGACCUCAAGUACAAGUGUGCCAGCUGUGACAAGCGAUUCAGGGACCAUUACGACAUGAACAGGCACACCAUGCGUGUCCACGAAAGGGGGGAGGUGUACAACAGCGGUAAAGAGGAGGACUCAGGGGAUCCGAGCACUUCAGAGAUGUCAGAAGACAAAAACUGUUCUCUGUGUGGCAAGUAUUUUGCUCGCAGAGUGGACAUGGAGCGGCACAUGAAGUCCCAUUCAGAGGAUCGCCCAUACAAGUGUGCGUUCUGUGAGAAGAAAUUCAAGAAUCCUUAUGUUUUAAAGAGACACCAGAAGGAGAUUUGUAAGAGCAGAGAGCAGAAAAAGCUAAAGAGGAAAGAAAUGCAGCGCUCAAACAUGCAGCAAAAUUCAGAGGUGUCAAUGGAGGGUAAAGUCUGUCCCAUCUGCAGCAGGAUCCUCCCCUGCACUGCAGACAUUGCAAAGCAUUUACGAUCCCACUCUGAAGAGCGUCCCUUUAUUUGCAUCACAUGCGAGAAAGGCUUCAAGUACAAAGACACGUUAAAGAAGCAUCAGAUUAUUCACGGUCACGAGGGUAUCAGGGAGGAGCAGAGCAAGACGGUGGAGCAGAUUUUGGCUGAAGCCGAAAUGUUGCCUCAGAACAGCAGUGAGACUGGAGACGCCGAUAAACAGGAAAGUAAUCCAGACACACUUGCAGACACAUCUGAGGAGUCCCCCUCAAUGCCUGUUCAAAAAGUGGCCAAAAAAGGCCUUAAAGUGUGCCCGGUCUGUUCUCGAGUGUUCGACAGCGUCAAAACCCUGAACAGACACAUACAGUGUCACACCGAUGAUCGGCCGUAUCACUGCGUCCACUGUAAGAAGCGCUUCAAACACAUGCACGGCCUCAAGAGACAUCAGAUUUACGCCAUCUGUCACAAGAAAACCAGCCGGUUCUUGUGGAAAAAAGAGCAAAGGGCGGGACCGAGUCAAAGUGACACGAGCAGCGCCGACCCCCAGCAGGGGCCCCCGCUGAAGAUCCCAGUGUGGUGUUCAAACUGCGGCAAGCACUUUGAAUACCUGUCCGCUUUGAAGGACCACCAAGAGAACGUUUGCAAGCUGGAAGUGAGGGAAAUCAUGAAAUGUGAUGACUGCGGGAAAGAAUUUAAGAGCAUGACCAUGCUCAAGGUGCACCAGAGGAUUCACGACCCCCUGUACUGCAAAGAAUGCGGGAAGAUUCUGGCAAACGAGCCCGCCUUCGAGAGGCACAAGCUGAUGCACAGACCGAUGCAGUGCACAAUGUGCGACAAGACUUUCACGUUACUGAGACGCUUGAGGGAGCACUACGAGAAGCAGCACAACUUCACCGGGCCGUAUCCCUGUCCGCAAUGUGACAAAACCUUCAUCCAGCUGUCCUACCUCGCCAUUCAUCAGAGAAUCCACAAAGGAGAGUUCCCUUACAUUUGUAACAUGUGCCCGGAGAAGUUCAGGUCCUCAAACUGUCUGACGGUGCAUCAGCGGAAACACACUGGGGAGAAACCCUUCCUGUGCUGGCAGUGCGGGAAGUGCUACCGCUCAGCUUCGGAGCUCACGGUCCACAUGGGAACACACUCGGAGGAGAGACCCUGGACCUGCACACAGUGCGACAUGGCUUAUCGCACCAAGCUGCAGCUCACGAACCACGUGGAACAAGUCCACAUCGGCGUCAGGUACCCCUGCAACAGCUGUGGGAAGCAGUUCAUGAAGGAGACGUCGCUGAAGAGACACGAGCUUAUCCACACGGGAGAGAGGCCGCACCAGUGCACCGUGUGUGGAAAGACCUUCCUUACAGCCAACGAGCUCAGGCUCCACAACAGGUAUCACACUGGAGAGCGCCCUUACAAGUGCGAAGUGUGCGGCAAAGCCUUCAUCCAGUCAGGCUACUUGAAGUCGCACAUGCGCAUCCACACAGGAGAGAAGCCAUUUAGAUGUGACAUAUGUGACAAAGGUUUCAGGUUGUCUUAUCACAUGAAGAAACACAGGCGGACUCACGCCGGGAAGCCAAAGAGCUACGUAUGCAAGGAGUGCGGGUUGGCAUUCCUCCAAAAAAAAUCCCUUUGCGAACACUCGCUCACUCACGAAUUUAAAGUGGAGUCAACUUUCACAGAGGAAGUGAGAAUUGAGUUUCAGUAGAAAUCCAAAUGUCUCUUUACCAGAUGUUCAGGCGUCACCAAAAACACAGACCGGUUUAAAUGGUGGUGUUUUUGUUGCUUCGUGUUCAUUCAGGUGUUCUGAAGAACGUAUCAGUGAUGUGUAAGGCAUGUGUAUUAGAAACCAAUGAGCAUUUUCUGCUUAAGUCUUUCUGCAAUUAAAAAAAAAACAAACUUGAAUUUUACCA